Oreochromis aureus is the source of this 3123-nucleotide messenger RNA. RefSeq lists its product as uncharacterized. The transcript is spliced from 2 exons. The record is from RefSeq and is a predicted model, not a curated record. NCBI's taxonomy places the organism in Eukaryota, Metazoa, Chordata, Actinopteri, Cichliformes, Cichlidae. Bases 4 to 1575 code for a protein of 523 amino acids.
AACAUGACCUGCAUCAGGUUUGCAGAGCUCCUGCUUUUCCUUCUCCUCCUCUUCAGCAAGGUCUACAGUGACAACCCAGAACCUGCUAUCAGGGCAGAGGGCGAAGUUACUGAGAUGGGAUUCUUUUUCGAAAUGGAUUAUAUCAUUGUUUAUAGAUCUGUUCCAGAGGGAGACCAACUGCUUGGCAACUCUUCAAACAAGAACAUGCCCAACACACCACCUGCAGACCUACAGGGUCGUACCCACAUCAGUAACGAAUCCAGCCUGCUCGGGUUUCAAAUCAGUAACCUCACUCUCUUGGACUCUGGGAUUUAUAGGAGGGAAUGUUGGAAGAACCAGACGAUAAUCAGCCAGAAGACACAGCAGCUCACUGUGUGUAAGGAGCAGAUUGAAUCUGAAGAGAUAAUUGUAAGUAAAGACGGUAAAGGGACUGAGAUCUUGUGCAAUAGCAGUGCCAUUGGCUCCGAGGGAACAUCUGUACGCUGGUACCAUGAAAUGUAUCCGUCUUACGAGCCCACACUCUUCCUGGAUAGCAGUGUUUCGCUGAAGCCUCUGGAGCUUGCAGGUCUUGUAGAUGUAAGAGACAACGGUGCAUUGCUCGUGUUCAACAACAUGUUACUGAAAACCACACACUUUAAGUGUCUUGUGAUGAAAGGUAUCAACUGUCUUAGUUUCCAAACCAUGCACCCACCAGAUGAGAGUGGAAGCAAGGAUGUUUUUGUCUCACUGGGGGACAGAGUGGUUCUAAAUUGUUCUAUUGAUGAGGGUGAGCAGGCGUGGGAGACUCCACUGGGAAGAAUUGAUGGUAACACGAGGGACAGGCCAAUGUACAUAUCAGCUGAUGACUUCUCACUGGUUAUACCUGCCAUCUCUGGAGACUACAUUGGAGACUAUUCAUGCAUCUCCCCCUUGCAUGAGAUGCAUUACUUAUUGUUUCUUUGCCCCAAAAACAAAGUCCAAGAAAAAGCUGCUGAUCAAGGUGAAAAUGUCUCCCUGAUGUGCGAUUUUGGCCAAGAUGUUUCAGCAAUAGUGCAGUGGCACCGCUAUGGACUUACAGGACACUAUGAGAUCAUCCACGACUCACAGGACAAAACUGUUCUCGUCCCUAAAGAUCUACGAGGCAGAGUGACUCUAUCUGAGGAUGGAAGUUUGCUGACUAUCAACGACCUGCAGAUGUCAGAUGGAGGAAAGUACUUGUGUGCUGUUCUUAAAAUCCUGGAAUUCUCAGGGAAUUAUACAGAUUAUGAUAUAGAUUAUGAUGAGAAAGAUACUGUAGAGGAUGAAAUGGACAAAGAGUGGACAGAAUCUCUGGAAUGCAUUUUUAAACAGGAGAUCAUUUUGAAUGUAACCAAGAGUGUGAAAUUCAACCCUGUGACACCUAUUUACACCACCAGUGCUCUGCCGCAGCAUACUGCAUAUGCUGUGGCGGGAGUACUGGUGGUGCUGCUGGUGUUAGUUGGAGUGAUUGUCACAGUAGUGGUGGUAAAGAACAGGUUAAAGAGAAAAGCAUCAAACAUGGACAUAAAGAUGGAUAUGGAUCCUGGCUGUUCUGAAAGGCUAACUGCAUCUGAUUAAUGUUGCCUAACAGCUUUUGUAAAAUAGCUGCAAGACAUUUUAAUAUCCACCUGAUGCACGCUGUGCUGUAAAAUCUGUACAAAUGUGUAACUAUAUUCACCAGUUGGUUUUUAUGAAAAAGUAGUAUUUAUGCUUUCAGUUUGGCUUUAUGUGACUUUUCUCCUUUCUUGUCAGUCGCUAAUGACUAUAGAUUUGUUAAAAUAAAAUGUAAUUUCAACAUCCUGUUUUUACUUAAGACUGAAAACGUGGAAAAAUUAGUUGUUUUUUUAAACUUUGUUUUUAGUGUACAGACCAAGCAGCCAGUGCAGUGCAAAAGGAUCAUAGCUAUCAUGUUUUCAACUUAUCUGAUGGUGCAAAAAUUUUUGCAUGGCUGUAAUGUAUUAAAUGAUGACUAAAAACCAGUUGGGCUACUCUACUGUCAACACAUUGUUUGUUGCCAGUCACAGGGAGAGCAACAGUCAGAAAGUCCCUUGAAGCUUCAAUGUCAAAGGCUUCAGACAAGUAAAUAUUUUUCUCUUUGGGGUUCUUCCAUUUUCACUGUGCUGCACAUAAUGAAUGUCAUUACAGUUAAUGCUAACAUGUUCACACCACAAAUCAGUGGUUAGUAGUUUAACUAAUUGCAUUUUCAUAUGGGCGCAAAGAGUGGCAAGAAAUACCUCAACAAUCAUUUGAAGUCUGAUAAUCGUGAGUUCAAUAUCCAUUCUCCUUUCUGCUCAGUUCUGUUCUUCAUGAAAUCCUGAGGGAAAUAUCUGGCUCUUUAGCAGCUAAAUGCUGUUUGGUUUGUUGUUUGGUGCCGAACAGAUAGUGUACAGUGGGCUUGUAGGGCUAUUUUUUUCUCUUACUGGAAACAGCUGCUGCUGGAAAACAGAUUAAUGAAAGAAAUGAGAAUGGACCAAAACAUUAAAGCUGCAGGCUGUGAAAUCAGUUAAUGACUUACAACAUGCUAGCAGAGUCCAGUAAUGAUUCCCAGUGAGACAAUCACCUUCCAUCAUCUGUAACUAAACAUAUGAUGUGUUGUUAUUAUGAAACCACCGCAAUAUGUUGUUGUUGUUUUUUAACCAUGAAAAUUUGUUACAAAAUUAUUCCUCAAAAUAUCUGGGUGGAUUAGCUGAUAAAUCUGUGCUUGCAUAUCUCACAUUUGUGUAUGCAAAUUCUGCUGCUGUUGUAAACCUCAUUGAAUACAAUUACAUAUACUGCAAUAUUCAGUCAAUGUCAUCUGUAGCUCCUGAACAAGUUUAGCAGUGUACUGCUGCAGUGUGUACAUCAGUAUUGAUCCGAUAUUGCAGUUUAUUGUUUGGGAAACACAAAAUGAGACACAGUGUAUAAAGUGAUUAUAUACUGCACGUUAUUGACUAGCUGACUGUGUUUACAUUGAUUAAACUGUGCAUUUUAUUAAACGUGAUAUUAUACUGAGGAAGUUUAUGUUUUAAGAAAAUAUGAGGUGCUGCUGCAGUGGCACAGUCCUUUGCUCACGAAACUGAGUCUCUUUUUUUUUUCAAGCUCACACGAAUUUGAAUAAAUAUUUUCAAAACAGGACGUAGAAUCUCG